UUUACAUCACGUACACUUUUCUUUCUGCACUUCAUUAAGGAAUACAUUUACCACAAAAAUGGCUGUCAAAUUCUUGGUACUCGCGUGCUUGGUAGCAGUAGCCAGCGCUGCCGUGGCCCCCGCCCCUAUUUCCUACCACGGCGCCCCGGUCGCGUACACUGCUCCCAUCGCCAAAUACGCCGCUGUAUCGCAGACCGAUGAAGAUUACGACGCGCAUCCUCAGUACAGCUUCUCUUAUGACAUCCAUGACGCCGUCACUGGUGAUACUAAGUCACAACACGAGAGUCGGGAUGGUGACAUCGUCCAAGGCUCUUACUCCGUCGUCGAUCCUGAUGGAACCCAACGUACGGUCGAUUACACCGCUGACCCCCAAAAUGGAUUCAACGCAGUCGUACAUAAGCAGCCAUUAGGCGUGAAGGUAGCCACAGUUGCCAAGGUCUCAACCCCAGUUGCGUACCAAGCGCCGUCCGUGGUACAUGCGUCUCCUUUGACGUAUCAUGCCGGGCCUGUGGCUUACCACACCGCUCCUGUAGUCCACGCCGCGCCGGUCGUCCACGCAUCUCCCUUCGCUUAUUCCGGUCCCAUCUAUCACCACUAA
Molecule: messenger RNA, 598 nt
Organism: Papilio xuthus (Asian swallowtail)
Lineage: Eukaryota; Metazoa; Arthropoda; Insecta; Lepidoptera; Papilionidae
Product: larval cuticle protein A2B-like
Exons: 2
Coding region: 59-598 (179 amino acids)
Cellular component (GO): extracellular matrix
Source: RefSeq, a predicted model, not a curated record